Messenger RNA from Leguminivora glycinivorella, 1394 nucleotides. RefSeq names its product homeobox protein CDX-1 (gene cad). The transcript is spliced from 3 exons. The record is from RefSeq and is a predicted model, not a curated record. Gene Ontology annotation, cellular component: nucleus. Gene Ontology annotation, biological process: regulation of transcription by RNA polymerase II; anterior/posterior axis specification; embryo development. Gene Ontology annotation, molecular function: DNA-binding transcription factor activity, RNA polymerase II-specific; RNA polymerase II transcription regulatory region sequence-specific DNA binding. NCBI's taxonomy places the organism in Eukaryota, Metazoa, Arthropoda, Insecta, Lepidoptera, Tortricidae. Bases 220 to 939 code for a protein of 239 amino acids.
GCCGCGGCAAGCCGGGGCGGGUCGCGCCGCGCCGGGCCGGCCAUUGGUCCGCGCAAGGCCCGCCCCGACGCGCGCGAUCGGGAGGGGCCCCACGACACCACCUCUCGUUUCAGCUCAGUCAGUCGCGAUUGUUAUCAAGCGCACGUUGGUUUUUUAAUUCCGUGCGCGCGGAGUGUAGUGACAGCAGUGUAUGUGCGAUGCUAGGACGGUGAUCGAAGCAUGGUGAACUACGUUAAUCCGCUCGCCAUGUACCAAGGCAAAGGCGGGCAGUACGGAGCGAGUGGCUGGUACGGUUGGCAGCCGCAGAACUUUGAGGAGCAACAGUGGUGCGCGUGGAACGGUGCGCCGGGUGGAGAAUGGGUGCCGGACCCGCAUCACUUUCCCAAGCGGGAACCAGGAGAAAGAGAGAUUGGAGAGAUGCCGUCGCCGGCCCGCGGGGACCUCGCGAGCCCUGGCGAAGGCUCGCCGGGCUCCAGGCCUUCGCAGCCGCCCGCCGCGCCGCGGUCGCCGUACGAGUGGAUGAAGAAACCCAACUAUCAGACACAGACUACGCCAGGUAAAACCCGGACGAAGGACAAGUACCGGGUGGUGUACAGCGACCACCAGCGGCUAGAGCUGGAGAAGGAGUUCCACUACAGCCGGUACAUCACGAUUCGGCGGAAGGCCGAGCUCGCCGCAAGCCUGGGGCUCUCGGAGCGACAGGUAAAAAUCUGGUUCCAAAACCGACGAGCCAAAGAGCGCAAGCAGGUAAAGAAACGGGAGGAGGUCGUGAUGAAAGAGAAGGGGGACCACGCGUCGCUGCAGCACGCGCAGCUUCACCACGCCACCAUGCUGCACCACCAGCAGAUGAUGAACGGCAUGAUGCACCACCACCACUACCACCAAGGCGUCCUGCAGGAGCCGCUCAUGCCCGGCGUCCCCCCAGUGCCCCUCCUGUGACCCCACGACGACACUGCUCACUACGACUACACCUAGUGACAGACUGUGAAUCACAAUUUUCUCUUCGCCAUGAUCUUUGAAUUUGUGAUAAAUUAAGUGCAAUGCUCUUGCGAUGCCAGCAGGCAUGUUUGUAAAUCGUUAAUCGAAAUGCCUUUUUAGAUGUAAGUUCACGCUUUAACAACCAGGAGCAGUAGCUUCGACGAGGUUUGAACACGGGUUCUUUUUCCAAUGAGGAAUCCAUUUUAUUCAGUGAAGUUAUUUAUUUGCACCCUAUGGUUAGAGAAACAGUGUUCAAAUAUUAAUAUCUCUUGUUAGUUUGUAUUUGUACUCAGAUCCUUGUUCACGCCUCUAAGGUUUUUAUGGUCUGUCUACCCGACUUCAGAGGUCGUAUCGCGAAAAACUAAAAUUAUCAUUUCUUUAUUUGCCUCUUUAUCGUUUUUACAUGGUUAAGAAUC